Saccostrea cuccullata (small rock oyster) is the source of this 3203-nucleotide messenger RNA. Its product is annotated as transmembrane protein adipocyte-associated 1 homolog. Gene Ontology annotation, cellular component: plasma membrane. The transcript has 11 exons. Gene Ontology annotation, molecular function: G protein-coupled receptor activity. Gene Ontology annotation, biological process: G protein-coupled receptor signaling pathway. Lineage: Eukaryota; Metazoa; Mollusca; Bivalvia; Ostreida; Ostreidae. The record is from RefSeq and is a predicted model, not a curated record. The coding region runs from base 101 to 1318 and encodes 405 amino acids.
GAAGCAGUGGUGGUGUUUGCCAAACAAAAUUUGACGUAAUUCAGGAAAAAUGACUAAUUAGAAACAUUUUUACCGUAGGUUAAAGUAGCCAACAGUAUCCAUGUCUGAUCAUCUGAAGUUGUCACUGGGAAGCAAUGCGGCAGAUAUUGGACAGGGAUCUGGGAACUUACCCAUAAAGAACAAUCUGACGACCACACCGGGGGUUAUUCCGUUUUCCGGAAAUGACACCCCCAUCCCCUCCUUCACCCUGUCAGAGCCUGUCUGUCAGGCCAUCCUGUACGAUGAUAUUGGAGAAUCAAGAGUGAGAGUAUGGGACCUGAUUAUUUUGAUUCCUAACAUUUUCUUUCUGGCUUUUCUGAUCUACAAAUCCAAAUCUGCCAUAAUCAAACUACGGAGCACCAGCAGUCCCAUAUUUACAGCUUUCUAUGUACUGGUGUGUUUGGUGGCGGUCAUCAGUGUCCUGAGAUGUAUUGUUUCUAUGACGGUCAAUGCCUCCGUUCUGGCUGGAGAUAUAACAGACAAGGUCCUAUGGCUUGUCCUCAGGUUCUUCCUUCUUGCCACAGAGAUGUCUAUCAUUGUCUUUGGACUGGCAUUUGGUCAUUUAGACAGUGGUAAAUCCAUACAGCGAGUAUUACUAGUGACUUCAUGUGUAGCCCUUAUAUACUCCUGCACACAGGGGACUUUAGAGUUUGAGUAUCCAGACCCCCAGUUCCACGUGGAGAAGGGCUCUAACGAGACGUAUCAGAACUUUGACAUCUUUGCCCAUGGAGGAAUGAUAUUCUGGAUCACCAGUUCUCUUGUUUUCUUUGUUGUAUACACUGUUAUAUUUAUUUUACCUUGGACUAGUCUUAAGGAAAGAUGGUCUCUACCACCCAAGAAAUCAUUUUACCGCUAUGCUGCGUUUCUUGCCGUCCUAAAUCUGAGUCAGGCAGUGGGUAGUGGACUGUUAUACGGGGAAAUCCAGGAAGGAAUGUGUGUUGUUGACUUGACAUCCUAUAUCUACUUCACCUGUUUUGUGCCUCUUGUUUACCUAGUGUUUCUGAGAAAAUUCUUUAUGCACACCCAGCCCCGCAUUCUGUUCUCCUAUAAAAAUCAAGUCGACGAAAUCCCAGAGGACGACACAGUGAGCAUGCCCUACCAGACAAAUGUUCAGAAGACCGAGGACAUGGAUAGCGUCAGUGCCAGCUUUGACAGUACACAUUUCGACCAUCGCUCGGGGUCGUACUACACUCGGCCGUCAGUGAAUCAACACAGCUCUAUUAACGUCUCGGAGCAGGACAUGGGGCACGCAGAUGAUUAUUAUCAGGCCUCGGCUUAGGGCCCGUUAUUAUGUUGUGUUUGGUUGCUUGCUACUGUGAUGUCUUAUAGGAGUUCGGAGGAUGGCUCUAGUCAGUUAACUGUGAAUUAUGGCUAAUACUUUUUUCAGGAAAAAGUUGCAGAUAAUGACUGUACUUAGAAUGGAAUUUAAAACUAAAGGUGCUUUAAAAUCCUUACAAAAGUUUAGUUAGUCAUUUUUUUUUAUUAUGGAUGCUGCAUAUACAUGUAUAGUAUUCAAUUGAAAGUUUUUUCUGUUUAUAAGAAAUGUUUUGGGGCAAAAGCAGUUUAAUUUCAUACUAUUCAAAACAUUUUGAGUGAGUUAAUUACUAGUAUUUGUGUAUGCAAUAACAUUCUGUAAAGUAUAUCUUAAUUUUUAAAAUUCACAGAGGAAAUUCAUGUCCAUGUACUGUCAAAAAAAAUUGUAUGAUCUAUUAUUCAAAACUUCUAUUCUACUUUAUUCUUGGAUGUUUCAUUUGUUGAUAUUUUUAUUGAAAGUGUAAUAUGAUAGUUCAAAUUUAAAGGAAACAUAAUUUUGUGGGCGUAAAUUAUAAAUCAAAUGUUGGAUAAACAAAUUUCUGAAUCUCAAACUAGCUUUUUAAAACUUCCACUCUCUGUAAUGUUUUUGUAUUCUUACAUUUGAACAACCUAGCUGUUAGAAUAUGCAUCUGAAGUGUCAAUCUGAUUAAAAUCAGCUGUUCUGAUAUGCUACCCCUUACUAAGCAGAUUUUAAUCAGAUUGCUGAAGUGUUAAAAAAAAUGGAAUAUAAAAAAAAAAAACAAAAAUAAUUUUAGAGAAUGAUUGAAAAAAAAACUGUUAAAUUGAAGUCAGUCAGUCUGAAUAUUUGAAAGUAGGGUAAUAAAUAAUGAAAUACUCAUUUUAAAUGUCAGAUAAUUAGUCAGUGAUAUGAUGUCCUUCACAAAGAUCUCAGUUUGAAAUGUCAUUUGAGUCAAUAGUAUUAGAGUCAGUCCUUUCCAGAUAUCUUGGUUUGAAAUAACAUCAUCAGAUGAUGAUGACAUUAAAUCCCUUCAGUCACCUAUGAAGGGAUAUGUUAGUGACUUUGAUGUUUUACUUUCAAUAUGUUUAGUACUAUGAUUUUUUCAUCAUGUUUGUAUGAAUUUUGAAUUCCAAGGACAAGUAACUCUCGUUGACGCUUUGAUCAGUGUUACCUUUGAUUGUUGUUUCUAGUUAAUAUCAAAUCUUCGGCAGUGGCAAUUAUCGGUUUUGCUCAGAUUUUAUCAAAAGAGACAUUCAUUUGGGCAAUAUUUGGAUCUGCGUUAUGAAUUACAUGAAGAUUUCAAUUUUCAUAUCUACACAAAGAAGAAAAACUUUAAUAGCACUUAAUUUAUAAAGAGGAGAAAACACAUUAUAUUCCUUGUAAUACAUGUACAUUAUAUUUGCUUUUCUUUUUUUUUUUGUAUCUUCCUGUUGUUUGCUAUUACAUCACAGUGUUAUUUAUUUUUGUGAACCAUUUCUGCAUUUUCUGAGAAACAUUUCUGCAUUUUUUGCGAAACAUUGCAGCAUUUUUGUUUUGUGAAACAUCUGUGCAAUUGCAUUAAUUAUCUAGACACAAAUUGAAUUCAAUGUCAUGUAAUUUUCUGGACAUUUGCUCACUAUCAUGUAUUUUGACAGUUUGACAGAAUAAAGGUUGUCUUAUAUCCAACGCGCUUUAAGAGUACAAAUAUUACUGAAUAUAUUUAGAACAACAGUAUGAUAGAAAAGACAAAAUUUGACUGAUAGUUGAUAUUAUAUAUAUUGGACAGUAAUGAUUUGGAAAAUACAGUAUUACUAAGAUCCUUAUGCUAUUUGUUCAUAUUUUGGAAAAUACAUAAUUAUGAUAUUUUACUAGAAAUAUGACAAUCCUAACCAAAUAAAUGUUUUAAUUUUCA